Messenger RNA from Girardinichthys multiradiatus, 2941 nucleotides. RefSeq names its product hyaluronan synthase 1-like. Gene Ontology annotation, biological process: extracellular matrix assembly; hyaluronan biosynthetic process. The record is from RefSeq and is a predicted model, not a curated record. The coding region runs from base 449 to 2167 and encodes 572 amino acids. The transcript has 5 exons. NCBI's taxonomy places the organism in Eukaryota, Metazoa, Chordata, Actinopteri, Cyprinodontiformes, Goodeidae. Gene Ontology annotation, molecular function: hyaluronan synthase activity.
GCUGGUUAUAUUGUAAUAAUACAUUUCGCUAAGUUUAGAUAGAUAGAUAGAUAGAUAGAUAGAUAGAUAGAUAGAUAGAUAGAUAGAUAGAUAGAUAGAUAGAUAGAUAGAUAGAUAGAUAGAUAGAUAGAUAGAUAGAUAGAUAGAUAGAUAGAUAGAUAGAUAGAUCGUAAAAAGUCGCCCAUAGAUAUGUUUUUUUCAGGGUGUCUCCAUGGAUAAGAAAAACACAAACCAAAUGUUUGCACCGGUCGCACCAUCCUACUUGACGUAAAGUUGAGUCAGCGGGGGCGCGCUUCAUUAACCAUUUCCUUGGCUUAAAAAGCGAGCACGUAGCCCCAUCCCAGUGCUUAUAAAGGCAGAAAACUUCAUACCAAAAACAUUCAGACAAAAGAACAACGGAUGUGUGACCUGCAAAUUUCAAGCCAAAGGAACCGCACAUCAGAACAAAAUGAAGUUGAAACAUUCAUUAAAGAAGCUGGGCAAUAUCCUUCGAGCCAUUCUGACUUUUCUUUUUGCUCUGCUGGUUCUGGGAGUCAUGGUUUGGGCCUAUGUGGAGGGCUACCAGCUGGCAACAUCCAUGUAUGGGAUCAUUUCCUUUGGCUUUUACGGACUCCUGCUCUCGCUCCACGUUCUGGUCCAAAGCCUGUUCGCCCUUAUCGAGCACAGGCGGAUGAAAAGUCGCACAAAGCCAUGCAGCUAUACUAAAACAGUUGGAUUCACUAUUUCGGCUUACCAGGAAGAUCCCAGCUAUCUCAGAGAGUGCCUCAACUCUGUCAAGGCUUUGCAGUAUCCCUCUGAGCUGCUGCGUAUCGUCAUGGUGAUAGACGGUAACUCCAAUGACGAUCGGUACAUGAUGGACAUGUUCAGGGAGGUUUUUGCAGACCAGGAUCCAGGUUUCUUUGUGUGGAAAAACAACUACCACACAUGGGAUCGCACAAAUGCUCAGCAGGAUGAAGAAAUGGGAACCGGAGGGCAUGCUGAUUAUGUAAUAGGAGAGGAUCCUCAGAGAAAAGAAGUGGAGCAUCUGAUCCAGACCAAACAGUGUGUCUGCAUCAUGCAGAAGUGGGGAGGGAAACGGGAGGUGAUGUACACAGCAUUCAAGGCACUGGGAUCAUCAGUUGACUACAUUCAGGUGUGUGAUUCUGACACCAAGCUGGACCCUCUAGCCACUGUAGAGCUGUGCAAGGUAUUGGAAAGCAACCCCCGGUAUGGUGCUGUUGGAGGAGACGUCAUGAUCCUUAACCUGAAAGAGUCUUACAUCAGCUUCAUGAGCAGCCUCAGGUACUGGAUGGCUUUCAACAUUGAGCGGGCCUGCCAGUCCUUUUUCAACUGUGUGUCCUGCAUCAGUGGUCCCCUGGGCUUGUACAGGAAUGACAUCCUUCAGCAGUUUCUGGAGUCUUGGUACAAUCAGAAAUUUCUGGGAAGUCACUGCACAUUCGGUGACGACAGGCAUCUCACCAACCGUAUGCUGAGCAUGGGCUACUCCACAAAAUACACGGCUCGCUCAAAGUGCUAUACAGAAACACCUGGCCAGUUUCUUCGCUGGCUCAACCAGCAGACUCGCUGGACCAAAUCCUACUUCCGUGAGUGGCUCUACAACGCCAUGUGGUGGCACAAGCAUCACCUCUGGAUGACCUACGAGUCCAUCGUCUCUGGCAUUUUCCCUUUCUUUGUCACAGCCACCAUCAUCCAGCUGUUCUGGACGGGCUCACUGUGGGACAUUCUCUGGGUUCUUUGCUGCAUCCAACUCAUUGGACUGGUGAAAGCAGCAUACGCCUGCCUCCUUCGCCAAAACAUUGUGAUGGUCUUCAUGUCGCUCUACUCCUCCUUGUACAUGACCAGUUUGCUGCCUGCGAAAUACUUUGCCAUUCUUACAAUGAACAAAAGCAGCUGGGGGACAUCAGGCAGGCGUAAGAUGGUUGGUAACUACAUCCCCCUGCUUCCGCUGUCAGUGUGGGCUGCUAUUCUUCUAGGUGGGUUUGGAUACACAAUCUACAGGGAGAUCCAACAAAACUGGUCAAGUCCAGCCAAGAUAAUGGAAAUUAGGUUUCUUGUUUUUGGUUGUGUGGCUUACUUAUGUUACUGGUUGCUUAUGAUGUUCCUCUACUGGGCUUGGUUCCGCAGAUUAUGUAGAAAGCGCAGACAAAGCUACUCACUUAGUGUGUAGAUUUAAAGACUGAAGAUCAUUUAAAUGAAUAUAACUUUAUUUAUUUAUUUAGUUUGUCUGUGCAAACUAAAUAAGAGAUGAAAUAUUCUUAUUAUCAGUUAAAACAAUAGUGUUUCCACCAACAGAGACUUUUUGAAAGAGCUUUGUCAUUAAAAGACAAAUAUUUUACUGAUACUGAGAUAUUUUUACACAUCACAGAAGUAUCUGAACUGAAGUUUUUGGGGUUGUUGUGAAACUUCAAGCUUCUCUUGAUUAGGGAAAAAUAAAGCAGACUACCUGUUAUAAGAUAUUUAUGAUAGUUUAAUCUGGGAAAAAUAUAUUGGUCAUUUCUAGAAUGACUAUAAUCUACUGAUAAUACUAUAGUGCAUGUAUAUAGUUGUUGAUAUAUUUAUGAAGAUUAAGUUGUCCCUUUGUCAUGCUUUUCCUUCAUUGCACUGAAUACUGAAUGCUGCAUCUCUGGGGUUUUGCAGAUUUACUUGAAACUUGCACACUGUAUGUAGAGUACACCACACUGUGAAACAUCAACAAGCAAAAUGUCAUCUCUGAUCAGUGCCUGAAGUUGUGAAUUAUAACAGUUCAUCAUUCAUUUUGUAUUACAGUUGGUUUACUCAUUAUGUGUAAAGUACUUUACAAAUGCACUUUGUUUCUUGGAAUUUGAUGAAUUGAUGCAUUUAUAUAUUUGUUCUCUAGUUGUGUCUUGGCUGUAAAUGUUAAAAAAUGUAAAACAAUGUGAAAUGUUAUUUUAUUCUGCUAAAAAAAUGUUUUUAAUUAAAG